This is a messenger RNA of Hypanus sabinus (Atlantic stingray), 4519 nucleotides long. RefSeq lists its product as uncharacterized. The transcript is spliced from 2 exons. Bases 131 to 2167 code for a protein of 678 amino acids. The record is from RefSeq and is a predicted model, not a curated record. NCBI's taxonomy places the organism in Eukaryota, Metazoa, Chordata, Chondrichthyes, Myliobatiformes, Dasyatidae.
UGUGAAGGUACAGGGUAAAAGGAAUGUAGCAAAAUACAAGGAAAUCCUGAAAGAAAACCUAAUACAAUCUGCAAGAGGACUGUGAUUUAGGAGAGAAUUUUUUUCUCGAAAGGAGAAGAAGUGAGUCACCAUGGCAACUGAGGAAUGUAAAUCUGUUGCCACUAUAAACAAGGCCAUGAGGAGUGUCACCAAAGCAUCUGAUGUCAGGGAGGACAAUGCUUUGAUGUUGCAGCCAUACAGUAACUGGGAACAGUUCCUGAUGCCUGGCCCACUCUCUAUUGCCAUCUUAGGGGAGAUAAUAUUCAUUUCUGCAGGAGUGGACUUUGCAAUUGACAAGGACAUACCCGAGAAAGGAUUCAAAUACAUGAAAUACCCUAAAUCAUUCCGUGCCUCUUUAGUGCAAGUGAGCAACGAGGGCUGGGAGGCCUUUCAGGAAGCCCACAAGAACAUGGAUCAAAUCCGGCUUCUCGCUGUGAAUGUCCCCACUGACAUGAGGGAUGUUGUGAAGUUCCUCAUGCAAGAUGAUCCAAAGAUCACCGAAGAUUUCCUCCCAAUCCCGCUGAACAGCAUCAAAUCCACUGCAGAUAAAUGCUUGGAGCUGGCCACAGCUGUGGAGGAGAAGUUCACUGGGGUCAUCCAUCUCAUCAAUGAACUAUUGGAGGCCUGUACAAGCUCGAAAGGAGUGUAUGAGGAUAAAUUACGUGAAAUAAAAAACAAAAAGGAACUGACUGAAAUGAAGGAGAAAGCAACAAGAGAGGCAAAAGCCAUGCUGGAAGAGCAACACCGAAAAAUGGAAGCCCAAAUAAAGCAAGCACAGGAAGAUUACAAAAGCAACAUGGAUUCUAUCCCAGUUGGCUGGAAUGCUGUGGGAAUAGCAGUGGUAGAAUCACUUGUCGAUGCAGUUACUUCAUUCAGUCCUGUGAAAGGUAUAAAGAAAUUGUUCUCUCGAGGGAGCAGUAAUGAACCCAGCUAUAAAAGCACUGGGAAUAAUAUCAUUUAUAAAACAAAGAACCUAGAGAUUUUUAUAAAAAUGCUUUAUCCCUUCCGGACCCAAAAUGAGAAAAUUGACUUGAAUAAACUGAAAGGUGAGAGUGGAACUAAAAUGUUAAACAAGUGUAAACAGAAUCUGGAGAAGUUUCAGGAGGAGGCAGGAAAUGGAGAGGACUGCCCUGAGAAGGAUACAGCCCUGCAGAUCUGUAAAACAGGAAUUGAAAUAUGUGAGGGCCUAGAAAAGCUGCGAACAUCUAAUCCAGCUGAUGAAAAUGAAAUGACCCAAAUAGCUGUGAACAUCACACAAGUGGUGCAGGACACGGUGAUGUUUACCUCUCGCUGCAAGGCAAAGGCAGGGAACAUGGGUGUGACAGCCACUCCACCUCACAUGUCUCAAGCUGACCCAGGAGAGGGUGCCAGUGCUUUAUCCACGGCCACUCGCAAUGCCAGGUUCAAAGUGGAACAGUCUGCAGCACAGCUACGAGCUGCAGAGCAAAUGUAUGAGAAAAGCUUUGAGAAUAUACAGAAGAAUAAUAAAGAAUUGCAAGAGACACUGGAAACUCUGAAGAACUGUCAGAUUCAGGAAAUAAACUUUGAUAAAACUGUGGACAUGCUUCUCAAAGGUUUGGAUGCAUUGGGCCGUGUGAAAGAACAAUGGGGAAAGAUGGUUCUCUUCUUCACCAUGAUGUCAAACCUGAUCGGAAGCUCCUUGAACCCAUCACUUCACAAAUUCAUACAGUACAGUGAAAAGAUUUCCUCCGGCUAUUCACAGAACAAGCUAACCCAGGACCUGCUGUACACACAGAUCUCUCAAGCCACUAAUAUUUCAAGCCUUGUCCACAUGAUCGCUGAAACAUACGUGCAGGUCUCCACCCAACAUCUGAUGGACCGGGUCAACAGCUUGGGGAAAUUAAUGGGCCUUGACCGAAAUCGGGAUCACAAUAAAUUUAUGAUCGAGCGUAAGAAAUUUGGAUCAGACUGUAUGGAAGCAGGAAAAGCCAUUGAAAGUCUUGUAAAGAGGAACAAAGCACAGUAUGAAAAGCGUGUGCAAUCAAGAAUAGACAGAAUCCAGAACAGUGUGAUGCCCUUGCUACCUCCUGCCACAUCAGAAGAAAUGAAAGAAAUUGAGAAUACUGUGAAAGAACUGACAGAGGAAGACAUGAAUGAUUUUGUCUAAUGAUCCUCUCCCUUGCACACUCCAUUCUUUCAACGCUUCUCAAAGGUCAUUGCAAAUUCUUGACUGUGUCUUGACAAGCUUUUCGUAAGGAGGGAUUACCCUUUCAGUAAAAUGACAGAUGAGCUCAUGUGUAAGUUUGCAGGUAACACAAAAGUUGAUGGAGCUACAGAUAGUCUAUAAGGUAAUUAGAGGAAACAAUGGAAUAAAGAACAAUGAAAUAUGGGCAGAGAAGUGGCAGAUUCAGUUUUAUCAGGCCAAGUGCCAAUUGUGGCACUUUGGGAGAUCAAGUCUUGGGGGAAAAUAUAAAGUUAAUGGCAGACUCCUGAAGAGUUUCAUACAAAGACAUCUUGGGUCCAAGUCCAUUGUUUCCUGAAAGGAGCCACACAAGUUGACAAGGUGGUAAAGAAGGCAUAUGGCAUGCUUGCCUUUAUUAGUCGAGGCACUGAGUUCAAAGAAGGCAUAUGGUUGGCUUGCGUUUAUUAGUUGAGGCAUUGAGUUCAUGUUUUGUUGAAGCAUUAUAAAGCUCUGGUUAGGGCACACUUGGAGAAUUGCAUUCAACUUUGGCUGCCCCAGUAUGAGAAGGGUUUAAAGGAUGUGGAAAAGAUGAUGCAUGGAUUAGAGGGUAUGAGUUGUAAGAAUUUGGACAAAUGGAUAGUUUUCUCUGGAGCCUGGGCUGGAGAAGCUGUUACUGAGCUCUACUAUUACACUGUACUGAGCACUGUACUAUUUCCAAUGAUUCAGGACAAGAGAGGCCACUCAUUCACCAAUCAAAACCAUCAUUACAUCUACACUCCACCAUGAACGGGUUUGUUAAACAACUCGGAUGUUUCUGUCUCCAUUGCUAUUUCUCCCUGUCCAUCUCAUGUAUUCCUAUUGGGAAUAAUGACCUCCCCUAAUUUUAUUUGAAGCUGUCUUCUUCAUGUGCAGCAGUCUCUGUGGGUGUUUUCUGAUUAUCAGUUCUAAAAUGCAUUUCUCCCAGAGAUUGUGUCCUAAAAAAACAUGAAAUAUUUACACAAGCCAUCUUCUUAUCUUCUUUUCUACCAUGCCAGCCAUUUGAUAAGUACAGUUUGUGUCCUAUCACAGGGUGAAUCCUUUACUGUUCAGUGUUUCAAAUACAGACAAAUUCUUGGAAUGUUUGCAAGGUUGUCAUCUCUUUUUACAGGUGGUAACAAAAUAGCACACAGUUAAUUGGUGUUUAGGUUACAAAUUGCCCUCUGGUAAAUCAAUAGUGUUGCAUGUAGUUGUUUGAAAUUCACUAACUACUCAAUAUAUAAAGCAAUGAAGCUUCCCAAACACAAAAGAUCUCCUCAGUAUUAUGCAGGUUUACGUUUAAUUCCCCUGAGAAUUUUAAAUGAAGUUUAGAAGCAAGGUGUAUUUGCAUAGACUGCUUUUCUGUUCAAUUAGCUUCUCGGUUUUAUUUUAGGAAUUGGCUGUGCAAAGCCCUGUCUGUCCAUGCUUACUGAUUGUUGAUAGAGUCAUACAGCACAGAAAGAGGCCCUUUGUUAUACAAAUUUAUCCCAGUUUCCUUGCAAUUGUCCAAUACCCCUCAACUUGUUUUCAGUCCAAUUUCCCAUCCAAACAGUUUUUAUAAUUGUCUUUGCUUCUCUAUUUUCUCUAACUGUUCAUUUCAGAUGAACAGCGCACUUAGAGCUCCUUAAAAAUUCUCCUUCUUUCUUUAUAUUUAUCCCAUCCAGUUUUAGGCACAUCCACAUAAAGUUUGUCUACCCUACAUAUGCCUCUAAUAAAUUUAUAAAUCUCUUAAUGUCACCUCAGUCCCCUAUGUUCCAGUGAGAGUAAAAAGUUUAUCUAAUCUGUCCUGAAACAACAGGCCAUCAUUCAGGUAUUGUACUGCUGGAUAUCUUCUGUACUCUUUCUAGCUCUACAAUGUCUCCUCUGCACUGUGGCAACCAGUAUUUUAAACAAUACUCCAUGCAGUCUGAGAAAUGUUUUAUUCAGCUGUAAUGUAAUGUCAAAUAUUUUAUACUCAAUGCCUCGGCCAAUGUAGGCAAGAAUGGCAAAAGCUUUCUUCACUACCUUAUCCACCAGUGUCGCAAUUUUCACUGAGCUAUAAGCUUGCAACCCAAGAUCUUGGCAAAUACCUGAAAUGAACUCCUUAUGAGAAAUGGCCUCUUCCAGUGCCCUUACCAACUGGACUGUUCAGUCAAAGUUUUGAUCUAAGAUUUGCUUAUGACAAUGGAACUGGUCUUGAAUGAUGUCUUUUAUCACAACGAUGUAACCCAAGGAUCACCCCCUUGUCUUAGAUGAAACUUCAUUGUAUUUUGUUUAAAAUAAUCCAAAAUAUAUGGAUAUAUUGCAUCUGCUUUUCAAUAAACUGGCAUUGCUUGGAACUUG